Messenger RNA from Psylliodes chrysocephalus, 2220 nucleotides. The record is from the annotation of a GenBank genome assembly. Lineage: Eukaryota; Metazoa; Arthropoda; Insecta; Coleoptera; Chrysomelidae.
GCGGUCUUCAAAGUAGCAAAAUGUCCAACAGAUGAGUUAUCUUUAUCUAAUUGUGCUGUAGUCAACGAUGGAGAUUUUACUGGGGCUAAGCAUAUCCAAGUACAUACAGGAGGAGGACAAAAUUUCGUGUUUUCUAUCAAAGGACAUUCCAGUAUUCCUAGAUACCAUGUUGGAUUUAGUUUACCUCAAAGAAAGUGGGCUGUACUAUCUCUCAAUCAAGAAAUUAAUGUUGAACCUUAUAUUCCUGAUGAAUAUAUUUCAAGUAUUGUGUUGGAGGCGGAUUAUAUGCAGAAAAAAACAACUUCUCAAGAACAGUAUGACACUGAUGAGAUGGCAAAAGAGUUCUUAUAUUCCUUCCCAAAUCAAAUGUUUACAGUUGGUCAACAAUUAGCAUUUGCUUUUAAGGAUAAGAAAUUGUUAUUACUUGUUAUUAAAGACAUUGAAGUGGUUGAUAUUGCAAAAAUAAAAGCAGGUGGAGAGGGUAAGCCAAGGAAGGCUAAAUUGGGCCAAUUGAUCCCCAAUACACUUGUUCAGUUUGAAAAAGCAGAAGCCUCUUCACUUAAUCUAGUAGGUAAAUCUAAAGGAAAAGUUGUUCGCCAGUCUAUAAUAAAUCCAGAUUGGGACUUCAAUAAGAUGGGAAUUGGUGGUCUAAGUAAUGAAUUCAAUGCCAUCUUUAGGCGAGCUUUUGCUUCAAGAGUUUUUCCACCAGAACUUGUUGAACAACUUGGUUGCAAACACGUAAAAGGAAUCUUGCUAUAUGGUCCUCCAGGUACUGGUAAAACUCUCAUGGCUAGACAAAUUGGAAAAAUGUUAAAUGCUCGUGAGCCAAAAAUCGUAAAUGGUCCCCAGAUUUUGGACAAGUACGUUGGUGAAUCUGAAGCCAAUGUUAGAAGACUAUUUGCUGAUGCUGAAGAAGAAGAAAAACGUGCUGGUCCAAACAGUGGUCUGCAUAUUAUAAUUUUUGAUGAAAUUGAUGCUAUUUGUAAACAAAGAGGAUCAGUUGCUGGAAAUACGGGUGUUCAUGAUACAGUGGUCAACCAACUUUUAUCCAAAAUAGAUGGUGUUGAACAACUGAACAAUAUUCUAGUAAUUGGUAUGACAAAUAGAAGAGAUAUGAUUGAUGAAGCUUUAAUGAGACCUGGUAGAUUAGAAGUACAGAUAGAAAUUAGUUUACCAAAUGAAGAAGGACGAGUACAGAUUCUUGAUAUUCACACCUAUAGGAUGAAACAGUUUAAAAAAAUUAGUCCUGAUGUUGACUUACAUGAAUUAGCCACUUUGACCAAGAAUUUCUCAGGUGCAGAAAUAGAAGGUUUGGUACGAGCUGCCCAAUCAACUGCCAUGAACCGUCUAAUAAAAGCAGCUGCUAAGGUAGAAGUAGACCCAGAAGCAAUGGAGAAAUUGCUGGUUUGUCGGUCAGACUUCAUGCAUGCUUUAGAACAUGACAUCAAACCUGCUUUUGGUACAGCACAGGAAGUCAUUAACCAAUUUUUAUCACGUGGUAUUAUAAAUUGGGGAUCUCCAGUGACUAGUAUCAUGGAAGAUGGUAUGUUAUUUAUACAGCAAGCAAGAGCCACUGACACAUCAGGACUGGUAUCUGUUCUUAUUGAAGGCCCGCCAAAUGCUGGAAAGACAGCAUUGGCUGCUCAACUAGCCAAAAAUUCCGAUUUUCCAUUUGUUAAAGUCUGUUCUCCUGAAGAAAUGGUCGGUUACACUGAAACAGCAAAAUGUUUGACCAUCCGAAAGGUAUUUGAUGAUGCCUACCGAUCAACUCUAAGUUGCAUUCUGGUUGAUAACAUUGAAAGACUGCUUGAUUAUGGUCCUAUUGGUCCUCGAUAUUCAAAUUUGACAUUGCAAGCGUUAUUGGUUCUUCUAAAGAAACAACCUCCUCCUGGAAAGAAGCUUCUUAUUUUAUGUACCACCAGCAGAAGACAAGUGUUGGAAGAGAUGGAAAUGUUAUCUGCAUUUACUGCUGUAUUACAUGUACCAAAUUUGUCCAAACCUGAACAUCUUUUGAACAUAUUAGAAGCUUGUGAUGUGUUUUCUGGCAAAGAACUGAAGAAAAUUGCUCAACAAGUUCAUGGAAAGAGGAUUUUCAUUGGUGUAAAAAAAUUGCUAGCUCUAGUAGACAUGGCUAGACAGACGGAUGAACGAAUCAGAGUUACCAAAUUCAUAUCGAAGCUGGAAGAAGACGGCGCGUUAGAGGACCCCACAAUGGCUUAA